ACGCCGGCAUCCGGUUGCGGAGAUGCUGCGCCCUCCUCGGCAUCUUCUGCCUCUUCAGUUGCCCCUGCCACCACCGCCGGCGAUGCCGAUUCCACCACCACCUCGGUACUAUCCCGUGCCGUGCUGCUUCUGGGCAACCUUGUAAAACCGGCUGGUUCCGCUGCCGGUUACCUUGUGAGUUCCCUCAGUGCAACACCUCUGUGGCACAGGAUUUCCAGUGGCUUCCACGGCGUCGCGAGCAGUGGCGAGGAUGAUGUCAAUCGGUUUGCUGGUGCCUUUUCCUGCCGCGUCUGCGGCAUUUUCUCCGAACUUGAGAAUUCCUAACCCGUUGAAUCUGAGGGUUUCUCCGAGGCUGUCGAAUUGUGUGAAGCCCUCCUUCGAAUACGCACCGAGGGUGGGCGUCUUAUGGCCUCAGAACGCAGCACCUGUGUAUCCACCCUCUUUGACGCACUGCUCAUCUGUUGGCUGUCUCGUACCAGCACCUUGCCUGCUAGCAGCAGCGCUCUGCCAGUCGGUUCCCUGCCAAUCCGCACGCCCGCCUCAGUCAUUUGCAGGCCGCUUUUGUGUGCGCUCUUCUUUCAACUGCCAGAUGCCUUCAAGAGCUCCACGAAUGCUCCCGGUGCUGCGGUGACCAAUACGGUGCCUACACCGUCCGCGAUUAGUACCUCUGAUACUCCCCGUCCUGUAGCUACCGUUGUCGACCUCAUUGAUGCGUGCAUUUGGUGCGCUCUGCAAAGCAACACUGGUGAAUCCAGCGACGCGAAGGACACCAGUCAUCGAAUACGCCUCCUGUCUGCGCUCUUCGUGUUGCCCGCGCCUGGCGGACUCAAAACUAACACCGAGAAACCACGACAACGGCUAUUUGUUCGCUUGCAUGACUGUGUGGCCUGGUUGGUUCCGGCUUGCCUGGUUUGCAGAAAGCUGCUCCCUCUUUGUCUCUAUGCGCUUGCUCGAGACGCCAGAAUUUCGGAUGCAUUAGCCAGCCAAGGUGCCGCCGACCGUCUGCGGUUGGAUUCACCAGCUAUUCUGGUGGCCGAUAUUCUACACUGGCUUUCGUCCUCAAGACUUAGGUCCUCCGACUUUGACUCAGUUAGCGGCGCGGAGUCUUCCCAGCUGACUGCCUUGCUCCUGUUGAUCCACCUAGUCAUCCAACAGAUCAGCCGCAUCAAAGCCGCCUCUUCUGGCCGUGUUGAUGCGCCCCGAAAUCUGGUAAUGAGGUUGAUCGAGUGGCUGAACGGCCUUACCAAGAGCUGGUGCCAAGAGUCACCACCGGCUACCGCCGCCCCGUCCACUAGCAAGGAGGCAGAAUUUGUGGAUAGGUAUGUCUUCAAGUUCUGCUUCUGGCGGCUUAUGUGUUCUCUUGAGUCUGGUUGCGUCACUUAA
This is a messenger RNA of Dibothriocephalus latus, 1383 nucleotides long. The record is from the annotation of a GenBank genome assembly. Lineage: Eukaryota; Metazoa; Platyhelminthes; Cestoda; Diphyllobothriidea; Diphyllobothriidae.